AUGUCAAAGGACACAAUCAAAUCUCUUAAAAAGGAGGACGACUUAAAGGCUCAAACCGAGUCUAUAAUGGAAGAACUAAAAAAAGUAAAAGAUCUUGUUGACAGCAAAGAAAUUGAUAUAGCAAAGGGCGACCAUAUUUGCUCGACUUCAAAUAAAGAAACACUUAAGAGCUUAGAAUAUCUUAGCAAAGAAUAUGAUGACCAGAAACGAUUCACCCAAGCGGUAAAGCAACAGAUCUCUCGCCUAGAAACCCGCGUAACUGAGAUAGCUGUGAAGCUCGACAGUCUUUCCAACUCUAUCGAUGAAGUUCAGCAAUACAGCUAUCAAUACAAUAUAAAGUUAAUGGGUAUCCCUGAAAUUAAAGCGAAUGAAUCCGCUACCGAGACAAGUGUACUUUGUGAAAGAAUUUUCAAAGCUAUGGGCGUUCAAGUGUCACUAAUGGACAUUGACAUUGCUCACCGCGUGGCGACAAGAAACCCAAACAGCCGCCGACCAAAACCUAUCAUUUGCAAAUUUGCACGACGCCUCGCACGAGAACAAGUGAUGGCAAAGAGACGAGAUGUACGGAGAAUUGACCCGGCUAGUAUUGGACUACGUCAAGAUUCGUCCUUGAUGGAAGCAGGUAUAUUUGAUCAUCUAACCCCUAGAUUACAACAGCUUUUAGUAGAUGCUAAGAAAUUCAAAAUUGAAAACGAUUAUAAAUUCUGCUGGACGAAAAAUUCCGUAAUAUAUUUACGAAGAUAUGAAGAUUCCCAGCCGAUUAGAAUCAAACAGCGAAGUGAUUUGGAAAGAUUGCCAACAGGAACAAAUUAA
Molecule: messenger RNA, 813 nt
Organism: Paramuricea clavata
Lineage: Eukaryota; Metazoa; Cnidaria; Anthozoa; Malacalcyonacea; Plexauridae
Source: the annotation of a GenBank genome assembly